Molecule: messenger RNA, 2050 nt
Organism: Musa acuminata AAA Group (dessert banana)
Lineage: Eukaryota; Viridiplantae; Streptophyta; Magnoliopsida; Zingiberales; Musaceae
Product: zinc finger protein NUTCRACKER-like
Exons: 3
Coding region: 270-1538 (422 amino acids)
Cellular component (GO): nucleus
Molecular function (GO): DNA-binding transcription factor activity
Source: RefSeq, a predicted model, not a curated record
GUGCUUGCAUCUUGACAUGUGUUGAUCACCUGGGUUGCAGCAAAAGAAGAUUAACUUAGUAUGGGAUGGUGACUCCUAACAGGAAAGGCACCGAGCCACAGCUUUUGCCCCUCCUUCCUUUCUCUUUCCUCGGCUUCACCCGUCACUCUCCGUCCACCUUUCACCACCAUUCCUAUAAGAAAAUGAUUCUCUCCAUUUCAUAAGCACCCCUCAGGCGAAGCAAAGGAGUUCUCUAAUCUUUGGAUCGAGUGAGAAGGAAGAAGAGAGUGAUGGCAGGAGAAGCAGUCUCAGCCUCCUCAAUCCAGAAUCCGAGUUCCAAUCCUCCUCCUGUGAACAAGAAGAAGAGAAGCCUACCCGGAACGCCAGAUCCUGAAGCGGAAGUGAUCGCUUUGUCUCCGAAGACUCUCAUGGCCACCAACCGGUUCGUGUGCGAGAUAUGCGGCAAAGGUUUCCAGAGGGAUCAAAACCUGCAGCUCCACCGCCGCGGCCAUAACCUCCCGUGGAAGCUGAGGCAGAGGACGAGCAAGGAGCCUAGGAAGAGGGUGUACGUGUGCCCGGAGAAGACCUGCGUGCACCACCACCCAUCGAGGGCGCUCGGCGACCUCACCGGCAUCAAGAAGCACUUCUGUCGCAAGCAUGGCGAGAAGAAGUGGAAGUGCGACAAGUGCUCCAGGUGCUACGCGGUGCAGUCGGAUUGGAAAGCCCAUUCCAAGACCUGUGGCACCCGGGAAUACCGCUGCGAUUGUGGAACCAUCUUCUCCAGGAGGGACAGCUUCAUAACCCACAGGGCCUUCUGCGACGCCUUAGCGGAAGAGACGGCACGAGUUGCAGCCUCACACAUGAGCAGCAGCGUGACUUCCAUCCACAACGGCAACUUGAACUUUGCUGACGGAUUGAUGAGAUCAAACGUGGUGCAGAACUUCCCUUUCUUUCUGAAGCCUCCGGUGGUUGAGGGUGAAAUGGUUGAUGAGGCACGAUCUGGGCUCUCUCUCUUGAUGGGCCAAGCACCUCCUCUAGAGACCUUAACUAAAGCCGAUGAUCCCUUCGCAUCCCAGUUGAGCUGGAUCUAUCAAAACAAGCUGGUUCCUUGGGGCUCAGAUGAGCUAAUUAGCAGCAUCACACUUCCGAUGAGCGGCAUGAAGGAAACUGAAGACCCAUACUCCCUUCUCCUAAGUGCUCCAUAUCACUACAGCACCCAGCAUCACCACCACCUAGUGCCGCCGGCGCCGGACACGUCUGCAACUGCGUUAUUGCAGAGAGCCGAACAGAUUGGUGUAACAGCAUCCCGUCCAACAUCAGAGGCGAAGAGCCCUGACAGUAACAUCCGAAACCUCAACACGAACCGUUCAUACUCAGCUACUCAUCCAGGAAACGCCAUGGAGAACGCUGCUGAUCCACUCAGGAUGAUGUACUCCACGAGACAUCAUGCGGCGCAGAAGGACGAAGGACCCGAAGGAGAAACAAGAGACUUCUUAGGUGUUGAUGAACCAACCAUUCGUGCAUCAUCAUUGAGUGGGUGGAUACGAAUUCGAAAUUGACACAACUUAUCCUGUUCCCCACCGAAUCAUCAAUCGAGAACGAAAACGCAGUCGUGGAGGCAUCUAAAAGUUUCAUGAAAAUGUGAUUCGUUUGCAUAUUCUUGCAGCGAAGACUGGAAAGGAGGAGGGAGAGACUGAUGGGGUGGGCACCUUUUGAUCUCUGUGAUUGCUUUUUCUUCUGGUUUGCCUCCUCAAAGUAAAAGCAUUGAUGAGCAAUACUUUCUAUCUUCAAAACUGGGUGGCUACUAGUCGUCAUGCAGCUUUAGAAGACCUGUAGAAUAUGGUACUGAUUAGACGAGGAGUUCUUCGUGACAUGAUUUAAGCUUUCUCAAGAUGGACGAUGAAGUAAAGUAACAAAGUUCUUACAGAUGAUAGAGCACAGAUUAAGGUUAUUCUGAGGUGUAAAUGAUGUGUUUGUUCAUCAUGACAAUCUAAAAGAAGUGUAGCUCUUUUAUUCUGCUUUAGCAUUUUGACUAACAACAGGACUUUUUACCGUGCAUGCAUGACAUGUC